Molecule: messenger RNA, 1691 nt
Organism: Pangasianodon hypophthalmus (striped catfish)
Lineage: Eukaryota; Metazoa; Chordata; Actinopteri; Siluriformes; Pangasiidae
Product: general transcription factor 3C polypeptide 1
Exons: 7
Coding region: 237-1556 (439 amino acids)
Biological process (GO): 5S class rRNA transcription by RNA polymerase III; transcription initiation at RNA polymerase III promoter
Cellular component (GO): transcription factor TFIIIC complex
Molecular function (GO): DNA binding
Source: RefSeq, a predicted model, not a curated record
UCACACACUCUCUCACACACACUCACUCACACUCACUCACACUCUCUCACACACACACACACACACACACACACUCACACACACACACACUCACACACAAACACACACACAGCACGCUGGUGGACAACGAGGUGGUCAAGAGCAUCACUAAAGAGCUGGAUGAGGAGGAGGAGGAUGAAGGUGGAGCUCGGUUCGAGGUGAAGGCUCACCAGGCGUCUCACACUAACUACCUGCUGAUGAAGGGAUACUUCGUCCCAGGAAUCAUCAGCCUGAGGAACAUCACGUCUACUGAACACAUCGCCGUCAACGCCUGCAGCCUGCGCAUCCGCCUGCGCAGCACACACACACACUCCCUGUUCACACAGAGCGACAGCGCAGUGUUCUCCACUCCCUCUCUCCCCUCCUCCGUCUCUCGUAUGAUUGACCGGCGGCGUGUGUGUGGGCGGAGCUUCUUGGAGGAAUGCGUGUCCCUGUUGGGUUACAGCCGUGAGGACGUGGAGGCGGUGCAGGAGGUCAUGGUCGCUGUGGAAACGGGGGAGGAGUUUGGCAUCAACCUGCAGGACUUGUACAGGAAAUGCACACACCUGGAACAGGUGGAGAAGGGGCGGAGCAAAACGCUGCAGCAGUACAUCCAGGAUCUGUUAGACUGUGAGAAGGUGUUGGAGGUGGGCGCUCUCUCUCCACGCUUGGUCUGCAUGGACUUCGCUGUUCCGUGGCUGCUGCAGUGCCCCAAAGUGUCUGAAGAGCCAUGUCCCGUCCCACAAGAUGCCCCACCCACCACCACUGACAUCACUCCCGAAGCUCCGCCCUCCUCCUCAGAUGUCACCGCUGAAGCACUGCCUACUUCACACAAGCCACCACUAAAGAGACUGUUAGAUCAGACAGACGGUGAUGAUGAUGAUGUUGAUGUAGUCCCUCCUGUCAAGAGACCCACCAUGGAGACUGUUGCUAUGGAGACGGGGGAAUCCAGUGCAGAAGAGGGCAGGGUUAAAACUUCUCUUCCGGAUCCACCCUCUUCUGAUAAACAGGAAGUGGCGCACAGUGAUGAUGCGUCGGCUUUGCGCAAGUGUGACGGUUUAAUUAAGGAGGAAAACGUGACACAGACCCAAGGUGGAGAGAAUGCUGAGAUCUCAGAGGAGGAGGAUGUGUUGAGCUUUGUAGCUCGUCCGUGGCGUGUCGUGGAUGGGUCUCUGAACAGGCCUGUGUGUAAGGGGAUGUUAGAGGCACUGCUGUUACACAUCAUGACACACCCUGGUGUUCCUGAACCGGCACUGCUGCAGCAUUACAGCGGAGUUCUGCAGCCCAUGGUCAUCCUGGAUCUGCUAAAGGUUCUUGAAGAGUUGGGGUGUGUAAUAAAGCGUUUUACAGUUAAUCGCCCCAAAGCGUCUCUGUUUUCUCGCCCUGGCAUUCCCAAGGUCAAAGGUCACGGAGAGGUCAGUGUGAUGGAGGAUGUGGUGGCGUUUUACGAGCCCACGGUGGACUGCAGUUUAAGAAUCUCUAAGCUCUUCCCUCAUGAGUCUAGCUGGAACAGAUGGGUACAGCUGUGUGCACGCUGAACACACACACACACACACACACACACACACUCACACUCAUGUCCAAAAUUAGUGUUUUUAUUUAACUUAAUUGCGGCUAUAAUUAAAGCUAUUUGUGAUUUCUGUGCAAAAUGAAUAAAGAGAGUUUUAUUUGUU